Messenger RNA from Panicum virgatum (switchgrass), 2226 nucleotides. RefSeq lists its product as uncharacterized. NCBI's taxonomy places the organism in Eukaryota, Viridiplantae, Streptophyta, Magnoliopsida, Poales, Poaceae. The transcript is spliced from 11 exons. Gene Ontology annotation, molecular function: protein binding. The record is from RefSeq and is a predicted model, not a curated record. The coding region runs from base 64 to 2100 and encodes 678 amino acids.
UUCUAAUUUGUGUGUGGUUGUUUGUUUUGGUAGGUAUUGGAUGAAGCUGAUGUGUUACUUAAUAUGGAGUUCGAAAAAUCUCUUGAUGACAUUCUAAAAAUUAUACCUAAGGAGCGGAGAACUUUCCUUUUUUCAGCGACAAUGACUGACAAGGUGAAGAAACUGCAACGUGCUUGUCUCAGGAAUCCUGUUAAGCUCAAAGUAUCUUCCAAAUACUCUACAGUGGAUACACUUAGAGAAGAGUUUUAUUUAGUUCCUGCAGAUGACAAGGAUUGCUGUCUUGUUUACAUUCUGAACAAGGUGCCAGGGAGCAUGGUAAUGAUAUUUACAGAAACCUGUUACACGUCAAGGCUUCUUGCUCUCAUGCUAAGAAAUCUUGGUUUUGAAGCCAUCUUCAUCAAUGGCAAAAUGAGUCAGGAUAAGAGACUAGGUGCUUUGAAUAGGUUCAAAUCAAAAGGUUGUAACAUCAUUACUUGCACAAAUGUUGCAAGCUGUGGUCUUGACAUUCGAGGAGUUGAUGUCGUCAUUAAUUAUGAUAUUCCCAGUCCUAAGUCAUAUGUACAUCGGGUGGGUAGGACUGGACGUGCAGGACGGUCUGGAUAUGCAGUGUCCUUGGUGAAUCAGUAUGACGUUGGGCGGUUUAAGGACAUGGAGGAGCUCCUUGGCAAAGAAAUUAGCAAGCAUGAGGUAGAUGAGUGUGAACUCAAGAUCCUAAAGGAGUGUGUAUGCGACUCGAGGAGAAUUGCAUUAAAGGUAAAGGUUGAUGGCUGGAAGAGGCCCAGAAGCAUGCGACAUGAUGGAGACAAGAUGGAGGGUCAUGAUCGGGCUGCAAGGAGAUCUGGCUUGUCCAUGAACAGAUACAGAAGAGUUAAACACAAGAGCCUUCUCCCCAACGAGGUCCUCGGCGACAUCAUCUCGCUCCUCCCCACCAAGGAUGGCGCGCGCACGCAGGCGCUCUCCGCCCGGUGGCGCCCGCUCUGGCUCUCGGCGCCGCUCAACCUCGCGACCCGCGGCGGCGCGGAGGACGCCGACGAGGACGCCGUCUCCCGCGUCCUCUCCGCGCACCGGGGCCCCGCCCGCCGCUUCGCCGUCUCCAACCUCGCGCUCGCCGGCCUCGACGCCUGGCUCCGGUCCCCGGCCCUCGAUCGCCUCCAGGAGCCUUCCGCCCUGGAGCGCUUCUCGCCCACCCUCCGGCACCUCACGCUCCGCUGGUGCCAGUUCCCCGACGCGGCUGCCGGCCAGGCCCACUUCCCCAGCCUCCGGCAUCUCACACCCCGCGGCGUCACCGUCUCCGAGCACUCCUUGCACGCCAUGCUCGCUGGCUGCCCUGCUCUGACCAGCCUGGUGCUCAGAUACAACUACGGCUUCCGCCGUCUCCGGAUCAACUCCCGGAGCCUCAGCUGUUUCGCCGUGCAUUACAUUGAUCUCCCAGGCACUCAGAUCAUGCUGCAGGAACUCAUUCUUGAGGACACCCCGUGUCUUGAAACACUGCUCCAUUGCGGAACAUUUGGAGAUCAUGGCAUGCGUGUCUCAGUAAUUUCAGCGCCGAAAUUGAAGAUGCUGGGUCGCCUCACGGAUAAAAUCGGCAGAUUUGAGUUCGGUGCCACUGUUUUUCAGGGACUGCACCUCAUUAGACUGGCAACCGUGAUGAGGUCCGUGAGGGUCUUAGCCCUCUUAAAUUCUAAUCUUAUCCUGGAUGUGAUUAUUAACUUCAUGAGGUGCUUUCCAUGCUUGGAGAAGUUGUACAUAAAGACAAAUACGUCGGGCAUGGAAAACACGAAGGCCGAUAAAACCCUAGAUCGGAUAGAAUGCCUUGACCUCCAUCUGAAGAGGAUAGUGAUGGGCUUUUAUACAGGCAAUAAAUCACAUGUUGACAUUGCCUCGUUCUUUAUUUUGAAUUCGAGGGUGCUGGAGUCGAUGAAACUUGUUGCUGAAACUUAUCAAGUGCGAAACAAGAUGGGGGCUGAAAAUCAGUGCAAGCAUCUCCAGUUAGAGAAUCGGGCUUCUAGUGCUGCUCAGAUUGAAUUUACAACUUCUCACUAUUUCAGUUGCCCCAGAGACAUCCAUGAGUUGUCAGACCCCUUUGAAUAUGUACUUUAAAUUUUCAAAAAUAGCUCUUCCAGUUACUCUACUUUGUGUUGCUUUAUUCAAUUUUUUUAGUUCACCUUGCUUGUAAAUAUUUGGACAACGUUUUUGAGCUAUAUUACUUGCCUUUGAAUUGCCAGA